AUGUCCAGGAUGUACAAGGCCCUGGUCCCCGUGGCGCUGCUGCUGCUGUGCACGGCUCUGCUCCGUGUGCAGGCUCAGGAGGUGAAGGCGGUGAAGCUGUGUGGACGAGAGUUCCUCAGAGCUGUGGUGUACACCUGCGGAGGCUCACGCUGGAGACGCAGCGGCACUGAGGACGAUGGGUCCCUGAGUGAGGAGUCUGCGGGCACGUGGGGCCCCAGGAUGGAGCUGAGGAGGAGGGACAUGAACAGCAUCCUGACGUCCGUGUGCUGCACGAUGGGCUGCAGGAAGAGCGAUCUGUCUUUGCUCUGUUGA
Messenger RNA from Boleophthalmus pectinirostris (great blue-spotted mudskipper), 312 nucleotides. RefSeq names its product insulin-like 5a (gene insl5a). Lineage: Eukaryota; Metazoa; Chordata; Actinopteri; Gobiiformes; Gobiidae. The transcript is spliced from 2 exons. Gene Ontology annotation, cellular component: extracellular region. Gene Ontology annotation, molecular function: hormone activity. The record is from RefSeq and is a predicted model, not a curated record. The coding region runs from base 1 to 312 and encodes 103 amino acids.